Messenger RNA from Endocarpon pusillum Z07020, 1458 nucleotides. RefSeq lists its product as uncharacterized. Gene Ontology annotation, cellular component: succinate-CoA ligase complex. The record is from RefSeq and is a predicted model, not a curated record. The transcript has 2 exons. The coding region runs from base 1 to 1458 and encodes 485 amino acids. Gene Ontology annotation, molecular function: succinate-CoA ligase (ADP-forming) activity. Gene Ontology annotation, biological process: tricarboxylic acid cycle; succinyl-CoA metabolic process. Lineage: Eukaryota; Fungi; Ascomycota; Eurotiomycetes; Verrucariales; Verrucariaceae.
AUGUCUGCCAAAUCUAUCCUCGAAGCUGAUGGCAAGGCCAUUCUCAACUAUCACCUCACUCGUGCCCCUGUCAUCAAGCCAACCCCUCUUCCUCCUGCAGCAACUCACAAUGCUCCUUCGAGGCUUGCCUCUCUCAACUUCCCAGAGGAUGCUAACCCCUCCGCCAUUCUCGAUCAAGCUGAAGCUACUUACCCAUGGCUACUGGCACCAGGCGCAAAAUUCGUUGCAAAACCAGAUCAGUUGAUCAAGAGACGGGGCAAGAGUGGUCUGCUCGCCCUCAACAAGACAUGGGCUGAGGCCAGAGAAUGGAUCGAGGCAAGAGCCGGCAAGGAGCAGAAGGUGGAGACAGUAACUGGGUACCUGAGGAAUUUCCUAGUGGAGCCAUUCGUGCCUCAUCCUGCUGAUACCGAAUACUACAUCAACAUCAACUCUGCCAGAGAGGGAGACUGGAUCCUCUUCACUCAUGAAGGUGGUGUUGACGUUGGCGAUGUUGACGCAAAAGCAGAAAAGCUACUGAUCCCAGUCAACCUGAAGGACUACCCUUCAAACGAGGAGAUUGCCGCAACCCUGCUCAAGAAGGUGCCAAAAGGUCUUCACAAUGUCCUAGUCGACUUUAUCUCAAGACUAUACGCCGUCUAUGUUGAUUGCCAAUUCACAUACCUCGAGAUCAACCCAUUGGUCGUUAUUCCCAACGCUGAUGCUACAUCCGCUGAAGUUCACUUCCUCGACCUUGCCGCCAAACUCGAUCAGACCGCUGAUUUCGAAUGUGGCACCAAAUGGGCCAUUGCCCGCAGUCCUGCAGCUCUGGGCCUACCGGGUGUCAAAGCUGAUGGCAAAGUCACGGUCGAUGUUGGUCCACCAAUGGAGUUUCCAGCACCUUUUGGACGUGAGCUUAGCAAAGAGGAGAAAUACAUUUCGGACAUGGAUGCCAAAACCGGUGCUUCGCUUAAAUUGACCGUGCUCAAUGGGUCCGGCCGUAUCUGGACCCUUGUUGCAGGUGGUGGCGCUUCAGUCGUCUAUGCUGAUGCCAUUGCCUCGGCCGGCUUCGUCAGCGAGCUUGCCAACUAUGGCGAGUACUCCGGCGCCCCUAAUGAGGCGCAGACCUACAAUUACGCCCGUACCGUCCUUGAGCUGAUGCUCCGCGCUCCGGCACAUCCAGAGGGCAAGGUUCUUUUCGUCGGUGGUGGUAUCGCCAACUUCACCAACGUCGCCACCACCUUCAAAGGUGUCAUCAAAGCCCUCCGAGAAGUUGCGCCGGUCUUGGUCGAGCACAAUGUGCAAAUCUGGGUCCGACGCGCUGGUCCUAAUUACCAAGAAGGUCUUAGAAACAUCAAGGGUGUUGGCGAGGAGUUGGGUUUGAAUAUGCAUGUCUUUGGUCCGGAAAUGCACGUCUCGGGUAUUGUGCCGUUAGCGUUGAACAACAAAAAGACUGAUAUCAAGGAAUUCGGCGUUGCGUAA